GAGCUUGUCUCUCUCCCAUCCCACACGACAGCGGUCUCGGUCCUCUCGAUAUCUAACAGAACAGGCCUGCGCAGAGACUGCGGGGUUAGCGUUCACUGCCAUGCAUAUCGAAAGGAUCAGGGUCCGGCCUCGGAAAAACCCGCCGGCAAAUAUAUGUGCUGCGCAACUGACAUCUAUGCUGAAUUGCUGGAUGGCUUCCGGAGAUAUCAUGUCCGCAAGCCAGUGCAGGACUGCGGCUGACGACCUGUUCCGCUGUAUGGCGACUACUCCCUUCAAAGGCAGACCACACCAGCCGACCAUCAAUUACCAUCUUGCUCGUCUUAACAAGAAAAUUCAAAAAUAGAUGUCUGCUUCACUUGCAUGUCAUCGUCCCCAUACUUCGACAGCCAUGUCAAACGAUUACUACCGUUAUAUGUAGGCCCUUCAGCUUGGCAAGAUGCGAACUCGCAAAGGCAGGCCCGCUGAGAACUUCAACGCCCUUCUUUCGGCCAUGCUCGACAUAUCUCUGACGGCCCAUAUGUGAAAGUCUCCAAGAAUGCCGUGAUGAGGGCAGCCAGCUCCUAGGCGGUGCACUACCUCCAGAGAUCCUUGUAGAUACUAUGCUCUGAGUAGAUAGUUGCCCUGAGGAGGUUC
Molecule: messenger RNA, 633 nt
Organism: Phanerochaete carnosa HHB-10118-sp
Lineage: Eukaryota; Fungi; Basidiomycota; Agaricomycetes; Polyporales; Phanerochaetaceae
Exons: 3
Coding region: 101-343 (80 amino acids)
Biological process (GO): mitochondrial translation
Cellular component (GO): mitochondrial small ribosomal subunit
Molecular function (GO): structural constituent of ribosome
Source: RefSeq, a predicted model, not a curated record